Messenger RNA from Liolophura sinensis, 1796 nucleotides. Its product is annotated as CD109 antigen-like. The transcript is spliced from 15 exons. Bases 221 to 1591 code for a protein of 456 amino acids. NCBI's taxonomy places the organism in Eukaryota, Metazoa, Mollusca, Polyplacophora, Chitonida, Chitonidae. The record is from RefSeq and is a predicted model, not a curated record. Gene Ontology annotation, molecular function: endopeptidase inhibitor activity.
CAGUGAGCCAUGCAGCGCACAUUUACAAAACACAGUGUCGAGCGAGUGACAGGUUCAAAAAUAGCUGAAGUCGUGUGAGUAUAGCAGACGUGAGAGGCACAGACUGGUGUUAGGAAUAGGAGGCGUCGAAAAACAAGGUGGAAUUUGGAAGUGGUGUUUCAAGUUACAGACUUAAAUAAAUAUUUGGUGUAAUACAGAGGUGGAGCGAAGCUAGCUGCUCAUGAUGGGAAACCCCCAGCAUGUUUUACUGGCUCUUCUAGGCCUUAUCGUCCUGCAUGCCAAGGCACAAAGCAUACUGUUUACCGGCCUGGAUUCGUUUCGACCAGGAACAAAUUACGAAGCAUCAGUUGCCAGUUUGUCAAAUUCUCAAUUAAGCGUGACGGUUUCAAUCGUGAACAACAAUACUGGGCAAGUCAUAGCAGUACAGGACGCUACCGUUUUGAGUGGUACCCAGGCCCCAUUCAGCCUUCAGAUCCCAAAUGAGGUUGAUGAGAGUGCUAAGUAUUACGUACGUGUUCAGGAAGGACUCAGUUAUGACAACCAGACUGAAAUCCAUUUGAAGAGAAAGACGCGUUCUGUGUUCAUCACGACAGACAAGAGUAUAUACAAGCCAGGGGCUACAGUGAAAUUCCGAACAUUUGCUGUUGAUGUUUUCCUGGUACCAAAGAAUGACCCCAUCACUGUGGAGAUUUUGGAUCCUAAGGGGAAUAAGAUUAAGCAGUGGAGAGACCAACUUGGACAAAAUGGUGUUGUAUCUGGUGAACUGGAAUUGUCAACCUUGACCGCCCUUGGGGCUUGGAAGAUAAAAGUGACAUCAGUGGGUGAAGAAACCACAGAAACAUUUCAAGUGGAGGAAUACACUCUCCCUAAGUUUGAGGUCAGCGUUACCAUGAAUCCCACCUUUGUUGUGUCCUCUAAAGAUCCAAUGCAAAUUACAGCCAGGGUUACGGCCAAGUACAAUAUUGGAACACCUGUGGACGGAGAGCUGGUACUUACAGUGAGACAGGAAAGGGACUGGUACAACAUUCAGAAACAGACCAUUUCACGCCAGAUUUCGGGAGUUGUGAAUGUUGAUGUGAGAUUUCCAGGUGGUACAUUUGUCUCAUGCGGGAUCUGUGCUAUGAUUGUUGAGGCCGAAGUUACUGACUCCUUGUCAGGGGAAAAGAGAAAAAGCUCUUCCAAAUUUCAGACAUGGAGAGAUUUAGAGAAGUUAGAGUUCAUCAACAGGCCAGAGUUCAUCAAAUCUGGUUUGGCUACUCGGUUUCAGCUGAAGCUAACUCAGCAGGAUGGGAGUCCAUUAUUGGAUACCGGAAAGAAAGUCACUGUCAAGGUCACGGAAAAUUAUCAACAAUUUCCUAAUGAAGGAAACAAUGCGAAGGUUUCUGAUUAUAGCUUUAGUCUACCUGCGUCUGGCCUCCUCAUGAUAGAUCAUCAGACUGCUCCCAAUGCUACCAAUUUGAGAAUUGAGGCAGAGUACAAUGGAGUGAAGGCCACAGACUAUGUGUCCCAGCAGUUUAAAUCACUAAGUGGAAACAGUAUUGAGAUCGAACAGGGUCAGAAUGGUAAUCAGGUAAGUGAUUUGUCAUACUAACUACCGUACAGAGUUCAGCAGGUUCGAAACAUUUGGUUUUUCAGAUCAUUUGAUGAAGGAAUGUGUUUGUACAUGAAGUGAAUAUAUAUCAUAAUGGCUGCCUCACAUCUCAUCUCGCUUUUGACAGUCCUGCACCUACAUGUGGCUUGCUUCGAAGGAGUUGUUUUCAUAUGAAACGUGUAUGCUGAUAAAGUUUAAAAUUUGU